AUGGGAAGCUUGGCAAGAGACACAAGCAUUGUUGCUGAGCAUUUCGGGCAGCACAUUCAAUCAGUCCAACGUUUGUGGAAGAGAGGUAAAACUCAGCUUGCUAAUUUUAUUUCAGUUGAGGUUAGUAGUAGAAAGAAAGGGAGAUGUGGUCGUAAAGCAACCCAUGUUAGUUUGGAAGAAUUGCGCAACAUUCCUCUCAAGGAAAGAAUGACAAUAGAAGAUUUGAGUAGUAAACUAAACAUGAGCAAAUGGAGCAUUCAAAGGUUUCUAAAAAAGGGUCUUAUUAGGCGUCACUCUAGUAGCAUAAAGCCAUUUCUCACCCCUGCUAACAAAAAAACUCGGUUAAAGUGGUGUGUUGAUAUGAUUGACAAUGAGAUGCUUGAUGACCCGAGAUUUAAGGAUUUGUUUGAUAUAGCGUUCAUUGAUGAAAAAUGGUUUUACCUCACACAACAAUCAGAGAAGUAUUACUUGCUACCCAAAGAAGAUGAGCCUCAUCGUACUUGUAAGAACAAAAAUUACAUCUCUAGAAUCAUGUUCUUGGUUGUUUGUGCUCGGCCAAGGUUUAGUGAAAGUGGAGAGUGUAUUUUUGAUGGCAAGAUUGGAUGUUUCCCAUUAGUCACUUGGGAACCAGCUCAAAGGGGCAAUGUCAGAACUGGUCGUGUUCGUGGAGAUUUGAUGGUGAAACCAAUACUCUCUAUCACUAGGGAUGUUAUUAGAGAUUUCAUGAUCAACAAAGUGUUGCCGGCAAUUAGAGCUAAAUGGCCAAGAGAGGAUGUGGGCAAACCGAUUUAUAUUCAACAAGACAACACGCCUUCACAUCUAAAAUUGGAUGAUCCACAAUUUUGUGAGGCUGCAAAGCAACAUGGAUUUGAUAUUCGGUUGAUUUGUCAACCACCAAAUUCUCCUGAUUUUAACAUCCUUGAUUUGGGAUUUUUCCGAGCAAUUCAAGCAAUUCAAUACAAGAAGAAUGCUAAAACAGUUGAAGCUCUAAUUCCGGUAGUACAUGAGGCAUUCAUGGAGUACAGUCCACACAAGGCAAAUAGAAUUUUUGUAACCCUCCAAACAGUUUUGAUGGAAGUCAUGAAGAUCAAAGGGUGCAACAAAUACAAAAUUCCUCACAUGCAAAAGGAAAGAUUAGAGAGAGAACAACGGCUGCCUUUGCAAAUUUCUUGUGAUCCUUUGUUGCUAGCUGCAGCCAUGAGUAGUUUAGAUGCAUGAAACUCUAUGUAAUCUUACUUUUUCAUGUUGUCGUGUUCAUCUGCUACUUGAUGUUCUUGUUGAUGAUCUUGUCUUCUU
This is a messenger RNA of Oryza brachyantha (malo sina), 1296 nucleotides long. RefSeq lists its product as uncharacterized. The record is from RefSeq and is a predicted model, not a curated record. NCBI's taxonomy places the organism in Eukaryota, Viridiplantae, Streptophyta, Magnoliopsida, Poales, Poaceae. The coding region runs from base 1 to 1218 and encodes 405 amino acids. The transcript has 2 exons. Gene Ontology annotation, molecular function: nucleic acid binding.